Messenger RNA from Aphidius gifuensis, 2285 nucleotides. Its product is annotated as protein PTCD3 homolog, mitochondrial. Gene Ontology annotation, biological process: mitochondrial translation. The transcript has 4 exons. Bases 108 to 2171 code for a protein of 687 amino acids. Gene Ontology annotation, cellular component: mitochondrion. The record is from RefSeq and is a predicted model, not a curated record. Gene Ontology annotation, molecular function: protein binding; ribosomal small subunit binding; rRNA binding. Lineage: Eukaryota; Metazoa; Arthropoda; Insecta; Hymenoptera; Braconidae.
AAAUAGCGACAAUAAUAAUAAAAUUAACACAUGAAAACUCAUCUUCGAGUAAAUGAUAACCAAGCAUUUCUUUUUAUUAUAAAUAAAUAAAUUUGAUAAUAUACAACAUGAAUACUCUUGUAUGGAAAAUUUCAAACAGUAUUGGAGUACAAAGACGAAUUUUAACAAAUUUACAAACAUCAUGUGCCAUCACCACCACCACUAGUUUUUCAACAACAACAACAACAAAUAAUAUUGAUGAUAUUAAAAUACCAUUGAGAAAAGAACGUGGACCAACUGAUGUAUUAUGUGCACUUGAAAAAACAAUUGUACGUGAUCCAACAGCACCAAAAUACAAAUAUCAUGAUGAUCCAUAUUUAAUACCAUAUUCAAAUUCUCAAAAACGUACAUUUGCAUUAUCACAAGAAUCUGGACGUAAAACAGCAAUGUGGAUACGUCAAGAACACAGUUAUUUAUUUAAUCAUCGUAUUGCUGAUCCAGUUAUCAAUGAAUAUUUACCAAAAGCAAUAUAUGACAAUAAAGAUGAUGUAUCAGAAGAUGUAUUAAAAAAAGUCAUAGAAAAUGGUCAUGUAAAUGAUGCCUUAAAUAUAUAUAAAUUACUUGAUGAUAAUGAUAAUAAAACAACAAUAUCAAUUGAUACAAAACAAUCAUUAUUUGAAUUAUUAUGUUAUUAUAAUAGUCAAGAUGACUUGUGUGAUAAUGAAAAUCUUUAUGAAGAAAAAUGGUUUACACAAUCGGAAAAUGAUAAAUUUAAAAAGUGGAAUAAUUGUGAUGUUACUGAAAAAUUAUUUGCUUUUUUAACAAAUGAUGAAAAUUUUAAUAAUGAUAAAAAAAUAAUUGAUAAAGCAUACAAUACAAUGAUUUGUGCAACAGCAAAAUAUAAUAAAUUUGAAAAAUCAUUUGGUUUAUUUGAACAAGCAAUAAAUAAUAAUAUUAAUUUAUCAAUAUUAACAUAUAAUUCAAUAAUAUCAAUAAUACCAUCAUUAAAAGAUGGAAUAAAUGAAAAAAAAUCAUUACUCAUUGAUAUACUUGAAAGAAUAAAUAAAUGUGGUAUUAAACCAACAAUUGGUACAUUAAAUUCAUCAUUAAAAGUUGCAACAACAUUGAGUAAUCAUGCUGUCGCUAAAGAAUUAUGUUGUUCAUUAUUUAGUGAAUUUAAUAAUAUUAAUAUUGAGCCAUCAUUAGCAUCAUAUAAUUAUGCAUUACAAAUAUAUUAUAGAAAUGGUGCAACACCAAGUUUAUUACUUGAUGAAAUUAUUCAUAAACUUGAAUUAAAUAAUGAUAAAAAUAUAAAGCUACAAAUAAAAGAUAAAUCAGAUAUUUAUUUUUUUGUAACAGCAAUGAAUAUUGCAUGUAAUACAUUAAAUAAUUCAAUACUUGGUGAUCGUAUACAUAAAUUAUUACUUGAUCAUGAAAAUUAUAAUUUUAUUGGUGAUGCACUUAAAGAAAAUGUAUAUUAUCGUAAUUACUUUUCAUUACAAAUUAAAAAUAAAAAAAUUGAUGAAUUUAUUUCAAGCUAUUAUGAUUUAUUGGUACCACAUAUUUAUACACCAGAACCAAGUGUUAUGGAUGAAAUAUUAAAUUCAAUAAAUUCCAAUGAUCCUGAUACAAGUCGUAAAUUAUUACCAACAAUUUGGUCACAUAUUGUAUUAUUUGAACAACUUGAACGUAAAAAUUUAGUUGAAAAAGCAUUAAAUACAAUGGUUAAUCAUUGUAAACCAUUAAAAAAUGAUGAUACAACAAAUGAAAUAUUUGGUGAAGCUGGAUGGACAGUAUGGAAUUAUGUUAAUACACAAAAACAACGUAGAAUGCAAAAUAUGAAUUGGACUGGUAUAAUACUUGGUGAUAUUGCUGUUUUAUGUUUACGUGCUAAUAAAUAUGAUAGAUGUUCACUCAUUAUAUCAUAUUUAUUAAAUGAACAAAAUCAAAUUAUUGGUACUCUACAUGUCAAUCAAAUAAAUGAAAUUUUUGAUGAAUGUAUAUUAAAUUGUCAAAUAACAUCUGCAUUGGAUUUAAUCAAGUAUUGUGUUGAUACUGGUUUUGAGGAUAACAUUUCCUCAAUGGCUCAUAAAAUUCAUCAUAAUUUACCACUAGCAAAUCAUGAAAAAAAACGUCUUGAAAGUAUUGUUGGUCCAAAAUUUGUAUUUAAUGUUGCUGAAUCAAAUAAAUAAAUAAAUAAAUAAUAAACAUUUGUAAAGUUGUUUGUUCAACUAAAGUUAAGUAUGUAUGAUGAUAUUAAAUGUCCAUGUGUAUGUGUUUAAUAAAAACUAAAUUGAACAUAAAUA